GCCCGCCCCGCCCCCCCCCGCCCUGUGCUCCGGAGGCGCUAGCGGCGCAGCCCGGGCUCCGCGGCGCCCCGCCGGCCGGCCGGGCCAUGGACUGAGGAGCACCAUGGGCGCCAAGGAGUCCCGCAUCGGCUUCCUCAGCUACGACGAGGCCUUGCGAAGGGUUACAGACAUAGAACUAAAGCGACUCAAAGAUGCUUUUAAGAGAACUUGUGGACUCUCGUAUUAUAUGACUCAGCAGUGCUUCAUCAGGGAAGUUCUCGGUGAUGGAGUCCCUCCAAAAGUUGCUGAGGUUAUCUACUGUUCAUUUGGAGGAAUAUCCAAAGGGCUGCACUUCAAUAACUUGAUAGUUGGAUUAGUUCUACUCACUAGAGGCAAAGAGGAGGAGAAAGCAAAAUACAUCUUCAGUCUCUUUUCUAAUGAAUCUGGGAGUUAUGUGGUUCGUGAUGAGAUGGAGAAGAUGCUGCAUGUGGUUGAUGGGAAGGUCCCAGAGUCUCUCAAGAAAUGUUUCUCUGAGAGUGAAAAGGUAAACUAUGAGAAGUUCAGGGUUUGGCUGUUGCACAACAAAGAUGCUUUCACGUUUUCCCGUUGGCUGCUGUCUGGAGGUGUGUAUGUGACACUCACUGAUGACAGUGACACUCCUACCUUCUAUCAAACCCUGGCUGGAGUCACACACUUGGAAGAAUCUGACAUCAUUGAUCUUGAGAAACGAUACUGGCUGCUAAAAGCUCAAUCGAGAACUGGACGCUUUGAUUUAGAAACGUUUGCCCCCUUGGUUUCCCCUCCUAUUCACCCAUCUCUGAGUGAAGGUUUGUUUAAUGCCUUUGAUGAAAACCGAGACAAUCACAUAGAUUUUAAAGAAAUUUCCUGUGGGCUCUCAGCAUGUUGCAGGGGACCCUUGGCAGAAAGGCAGAAGUUUUGCUUCAAGGUUUUUGACAUUGACCGGGAUGGUGUGCUGUCUCGCACGGAACUUAAAGAAAUGGUGGUUGCACUUUUAGAGGUCUGGAAAGAUAACCGUACUGAUAAAAUACCUGAGUUGGACAUGGAUUUGUCUGAAAUCGUAGAAGAUAUUUUGAAUAUGCAUGAUAACACAAAGCUUGGACACCUCACCCUGGAGGACUACCAGAUAUGGAGUGUGAAGAGUGCUCUUGCCAAUGAGUUUUUAAAUCUACUUUUUCAGGUGUGUCAUAUAGUUCUGGGGCUGCGACCUGCCACUCCUGAAGAGGAAGGACAGAUUAUUAGAGGCUGGCUGGAAAGGGAAAGCAGAUACGGCCUGCAGCCAGGGCACAACUGGUUUCUUAUUGCAAUGCCGUGGUGGCACCAGUGGAAAGAAUAUGUCAAAUAUGAUGCAAACCCUGUUGUGAUAGAGCCUUCAUCUGUCUUGAGUGGAGGUAAGAAUUCACUCAUAGCUGCUGCAGCCAAUACUUCAGAACAGGGAGAAGACAAAAUGGGAGGUCUUAAUUACUUCAGUGCAACAGAAGAAAAGUUUUCAGAUAAUAUUUCUACUGCAUCAGAAGCCUCAGAGACCACUAGCAGCAAUGCUCUUUACCCUGGAACACCAGGGGCGGAUAUAUGUUUUGCUAGGCAGCAUAACACUUCGGAUAACAAUAAUCAGUGUUUCCUUGGAACCAAUGGGAAUAGUUUGCUCCAGCUCAAUCCUCAGAAACCAGGAGCUAUCGAUAACCAACCCCUCGUGACGCAAGAACCAGUGAAGGCUGCGUCGUUAACCAUGGAGGGUGGAAGAUUAAAGCGGUCACCGCAGCUGGUGGAAGGAAAGGACUAUGUCAUGGUCCCGGAACCAGUGUGGAGAGCACUUUACCAUUGGUAUGGAGCAAACCUGUCCUUGCCCAGGCCGGUGAUCAAAAACAGCAAGACAAAUGUGCCUGAACUGGAGUUAUUUCCUCGCUAUCUGCUCUUUCUGAGGCAGCAGCCUGCCACGCGAACGCAGCAGUCAAACAUCUGGGUGAAUAUGGGGAAUGUACCUUCACCAAAUGCCCCUUUGAAAAGAGUGCUGGCUUACACCGGCUGCUUCAGUCGAAUGCAAACCAUUAAAGAGAUACAUGAAUAUCUCUCUCAGAGGCUGCGCAUAAAGGAAGAAGAUAUGCGCCUCUGGUUGUACAAUAGCGAGAACUACCUUACUUUGCUGGAUGAUGAAGACCACAGACUGGAAUAUCUUAAAAUCCAAGACGAACAGCAUCUGGUGAUAGAAGUUCGAAACAAAGACAUGAGCUGGCCUGAAGAGAUGUCUUUUAUAGCAAACAGCAGUAAAAUAGACAGACAUAAAGUUCCAACUGAGAAGGGUGCUACUGGAUUAAGCAAUCUGGGUAACACAUGUUUCAUGAACUCUAGUAUCCAGUGCGUCAGUAAUACGCAACCCCUGACACGGUAUUUCAUCUCAGGAAGACAUCUUUAUGAACUUAACAGGACAAAUCCAAUAGGAAUGAAAGGACACAUGGCCAAGUGCUAUGGGGAUUUAGUUCAGGAGCUGUGGAGUGGGACUCAGAAGAAUAUAGCACCACUGAAGUUGCGGUGGACAAUAGCAAAAUACGCUCCAAGAUUUAAUGGCUUUCAACAGCAAGACUCGCAGGAGCUCCUUGCUUUUCUUUUGGAUGGUCUUCACGAGGAUUUGAACAGAGUUCAUGAUAAGCCCUAUGUUGAACUGAAAGACAGCGAUGGUCGACCAGACUGGGAAGUAGCAGCUGAGGCCUGGGAAAACCAUCUGAGAAGAAACAGAUCAAUUGUUGUAGAUUUAUUUCAUGGGCAGCUGAAAUCACAAGUUAAAUGUAAAACUUGUGGACAUAUAAGCGUUAGGUUUGACCCUUUCAAUUUUUUAUCCUUACCUUUGCCCAUGGAUAGCUACAUGCACCUAGAAAUUACAGUAAUCAAAUUGGAUGGUACCACUCCCGUUCGAUACGGCCUGAGAUUGAACAUGGAUGAAAAAUAUACGGGUUUGAAAAAACAGUUAAGUGAACUCUGUGGACUAAAACCAGAGCAGAUACUACUUGCAGAAGUGCAUGGUUCCAAUAUAAAGAAUUUUCCUCAGGACAACCAGAAAGUCCGGUUAUCGGUGAGCGGGUUUUUGUGUGCAUUUGAAAUUCCAGUUCCAGGAUCUCCUACAUCAGCAUCAAGUCCUGUGCAAUCAGAUAUCUCGACUGGGUCAUCGGCUAACGGAGCACCCAACAUAAUGAUGAACGGGGACCUUCCCAAACCAACCCUGAUUCCGAACGGAAUGCCAAAUACUGUAGUGCCAUGUGGAACAGAGCGUAACCUUGCCAACUGGACUCUCAACGGUCACGUGCCCUUGCUUUCUGAUAGCCCAUGUACAGGGUACAUAAUUGCAGUCCACAGAAAAAUGAUGCGGACAGAAUUAUAUUUUCUUUCAUCUCAGAAGAAUCGUCCUAGUCUCUUUGGAAUGCCACUAAUUGUUCCCUGCACAGUUCACACACGGAAAAAAGAUCUGUAUGAUGCAGUAUGGAUUCAGGUUUCCAGGCUUGCCAGCCCCCUCCCCCCUCAGGAAGCCAGUAAUCAUGCCCAGGACUGUGAUGACAGCAUGGGAUAUCAGUAUCCGUUCACCCUGAGAGUCGUUCAGAAGGAUGGAAAUUCUUGUGCUUGGUGUCCAUGGUACAGAUUUUGUCGUGGCUGUAAAAUUGAGUGCACAGAGGAUAGAGCUUCUAUUGGGAAUGCUUACAUUGCUGUAGACUGGGAUCCAACAGCACUCCAUCUGCGCUACCAGACAUCCCAGGAACGGAUUGUAGAAGAGCAUGAAAGUGUUGAGCAAAGCCGCCGAGCUCAAGCAGAGCCCAUCAACCUGGAUAGUUGUCUUCGAGCCUUCACCAGCGAGGAAGAACUGGGCGAAGAUGAGAUGUACUACUGUUCCAAAUGCAAGACCCAUUGUUUGGCUACAAAAAAACUAGAUCUCUGGAGGCUUCCUCCCAUUUUGAUCAUUCACCUGAAAAGGUUUCAGUUUGUAAAUGGCCGCUGGAUAAAAUCUCAGAAAAUUGUUAAAUUUCCCCGAGAAAAUUUUGACCCAAGUGCCUUUUUGGUACAAAGGGAUCCAAGUCAUUUUCAGAGAAAACUGUUACCUCCUCAAAUUGACGAAAUUCCUGAAGCGCGGACUCUUCAAGGGGACUCUAAAAAAAUAGAUCUGCAGAUCACUCCUUCAGCAGAAGGAGAUGCUGUGAACAGAAGUCCAUCAUCCCUCAACGCUGCAAAUGUCAUGAAUAAUAUCAAAGCAUCGCCAUCUCUGGGGAGGAAAAGCGGAACCAGCUGUCCUUCAAGUAAGAACAGCAGCCCAAACAGUAGCCCAAGGACUUUAGGAAGAGGCAAAGGGCGUCUGCGGCUACCACAACUGGGGAAAAACAAACUGUCAAGUAGCAAAGAAAACUUGGACGGAAGUAAAGAAAAUGGCACUGACCAGGAACAGAAAAUUGCUUCUGAUCGAAGCGAUACUCUGACGAGAGGGCAGAAUUUGGGUGGUAGUCAGAGUGAACUGUGUGCUGAACUGUAUACUGCUCAGGACAAUGAGGUAACUCUAGCCAACGGAUACAUUUGUGAACAGAACGCGUAUAGUAAUGGUAGCAUCAAUGGUCAGGUGGAUAACCACAGCGAGGAUGAUAUUGCAGAUGACCAAAGAGAAGAAGUUUGUGUUAACCCUAUUUACAAUCUAUAUGCAAUUUCGUGCCAUUCAGGAAUUAUGGGAGGGGGUCAUUAUGUCACUUAUGCCAAAAACCCAAACAACAAGUGGUACUGCUACAAUGACAGUAGCUGUAAGGAAUUGCAUCCUGAUGAAAUCGACACCGACUCUGCCUACAUUCUUUUCUAUGAGCAGCAGGGGGUAGACUAUGCACAAUUUCUGCCAAAGAUUGACGGCAAAAAGAUGGCAGACACAAGCAGCAUGGAUGAAGACUUUGAGUCAGAUUAUAAGAAGUACUGUGUUCUACAGUGAAAGGAUGAUCUUCCAUGGACUGCUGGAAUAUGAGGGAUAACACCCUGAAACUUACAUUUGGCAAAAUGUUAUCGAGACAGAUAAGCUAAGUGUAGUUAUUGUACCCUGUGAUCUGAAAGCACAAAAAGAAAACCCUAACUAAACAGCAGUUAAUAUAGAGAUAGUAUCGUUUUGUUCUGUUGUCUCACUACAUGCUCUAAAUGUUUCUGAUGUUAGACAUCAGGCUGAGACUGCCAUUGGCCUUUAAAUAAAAUGGUUUGAGAAAAGCCGACUAGGACCAAAUAAGAGCUAAAUUUAGUAGUCCAAAUAAGAGCUAAGCAAAGUAGUGUAGAGUUUAUCAACUAUUCUAACAACCCCCUGAAGUUCUCCUUAGAUUUAAAAUAUGGGGAAAAAUGUAGUGUUGUCUUUGGACAACAUGAUGUUGCUACCUCCUUUUUCCUGCAGUUUUAUUGCAUUUUACUGGCAAAACAGGGACAGAAAGAGAAUGGAAAGCAGACAAAUCGAAAGAGUGAACAUCAAGAGCGGGAAUGUUUUCCAGUUUUGCCACCACUAAUGUAUCAGUUGCUUUCUUUCUGCAUGUUGGGAGCACAACCAAAUCCUAAUUUGAGAAGAGAUUAAUUUCUACACUUGAAUGGUUUCUUUUAACUGUGUUUUCUCCACGUGUUGGCUGUGCAGAUCAACAUGUUUCAGGAAUGGCUUUUCUGCCUGAGGAUUGCUAUCUGAAACUUUUGAGAUGACUUGAGAAGAAACUUCAGGUUGAAGAGUAGCGGUGAUUGCACGCAUGGUGUCUUAAAAUGUGCACAUUGCACAAGAUGUUCCCAGCUUUUGGAAGGAAAGAUGCUUGAGCUUAUGUUUCAUGACUGGUGUUGCUUUUAAGUUUGCACUUUUAAAAAAUUCAUAUAAUUCAAAAACAGUUUGUUUUUGUUGUUGUAAGGGCUCUGGAGUGAAUGGCUGUGAAUUAAUCCACUGUGUAUUUCAAACCAAUAAGAAGCUGUGGUUGUCAGGUAGCUAUCGUAGCAUUCAUGGGUUUUUAUUUUUUUAUUGAUUUCUUAAUUUAAUAAGGUUUCUUUUUUCAAAAUUUGGUUGCCUUUUGGAAUCUUCUGUUUUGCAACGGGUUAUGCGUAUACUUGCAAUUAAAACAGAAUUGCUUUUCAUACCCUUGCAAGAUGCUCUUUUGAGUUCAUGGGCUUAUUGCGUUGAAGGGAAGUAUGAGCAAGUCUUGGAGGAGACCAGAAAAAAAGAUGGUUAUUCUUUGAGUAGGCAUUUCUUUAAACGUUCUCAGUGUUAGUGUCUGCAUAUACAAAUGAAAAGUUUCACACUUUCGCCCCUUUGUUCUUCAACUGAAUCUCAGAUGCUUACCGAUUUUGUCACGUGUCAUCUUCCAAAUUCUUUAGAUUUCGUAUCCUCACUAACAGUUGAUACUUACGUUGUUGAUCUCUGAAAUAAAUUUUAGGCUUCUUUUUAAUGCGUUUUACAAGAAUGCCAAGCCUACCAGUAAGUGUAUAAUUUCCAGAAGGAUCGGGGUUUUAUCUGUUUAAGAAGUUAGAUCAGCUGGUCUUGCUGUCUGCACUCAAGCGAAAACCUCCCUGUCUCUGGAGGUCGUGCCUCCGUCAGGACAGCAGGUCAGUUCCAAAAUGAGUAUUGUCUUACUUGUGAAGUGUUGCUCCCUAUCCCGUACACUCUUAUCUUUAAAGUGAUAUAAACAUUGAGACUGAAGAAAAACAAAUGGCGAACUUCUAGGUUAGAAGCUUUUUUCAGUUCCCAUUUGUCUAUUCCUCCCUCCCCAAACUCCAUGAAAAGUGAAAGAUUUUCAACUGAUUUCCUUUAAAAUGUUUUAUUUAAGCAGGUAGCACAAUCUACUAAUGUUAUUUGAUCUUCUGUGUUUGUUACGUUGGUUGUAAUUAAUUUUUUAAAUUAAAUUAAUUCAUGAUUUAGUAGUAAAUUUAUUAAGUUAACUAUUAACUACAUUCACUUUGUAAAUUAUUGUAUAAAGCUUAUUGACAAUGCACUGACUUUAGAAAGAUGUUAAUGUACAUAAAUACCUUGUAAAUAAAAUAGUGUUGAUGUACUGGAAUAUGAGCUGUAUUAAAAAAAGGUAUUGGUAAUUGUAUAUGGAGUGAACCCGUUUAUCUGUAACUAUAUUAUUCAAACAAAUUAAAUACUGUGGAUGCAGA
Molecule: messenger RNA, 7116 nt
Organism: Numida meleagris (helmeted guineafowl)
Lineage: Eukaryota; Metazoa; Chordata; Aves; Galliformes; Numididae
Gene: USP32
Product: ubiquitin specific peptidase 32
Exons: 34
Coding region: 104-4942 (1612 amino acids)
Biological process (GO): protein deubiquitination
Cellular component (GO): Golgi apparatus
Molecular function (GO): calcium ion binding; cysteine-type deubiquitinase activity
Source: RefSeq, a predicted model, not a curated record